AUGCGCUUAAUCCCAUGGAGCGACUGCAUAGGCAUGGGAAUAAACGACUUUAUCCCGACCUUCAUCUACAUCGUCCAGCAGCUCCGCGCCCUAAAUGUUGGAUUUCUUGACCUGAUUGAGGAACUUAUCCGAGGAAAUGUCAAUGCCGACUGCGGUAGGGAUAACAAUGUGUCUUUCGCAGUCAACGCCUGGGGCAAGCAAGCGUCCGUUAUGAUUAGUGGUGGUUUCAAUGGCGAGUUUGCGCAAAAGGCUGUCGACGAGACUUACAAGGACUACAAGCUGGCUAUUGCUUUGGUCGCCACUGGACGAGCAACCCUUAUCUGCCCUUCCGUAUAA
Molecule: messenger RNA, 336 nt
Organism: Fusarium fujikuroi IMI 58289
Lineage: Eukaryota; Fungi; Ascomycota; Sordariomycetes; Hypocreales; Nectriaceae
Exons: 1
Coding region: 1-336 (111 amino acids)
Source: RefSeq, a predicted model, not a curated record